AUGGUGCUGGUUGCAUUUACCGCCGGCGAGGAAGGUGAGUGGAGCGUCACCAGUGUGGCGCCGGUGACGGGCGAUCCUCUGCCCGCGGCGCCGCAGCUGGCCGUGCGUGAGGGCCCCGCAGCCGCGGCCGCCCUGGGCGGCACCCACCAAAGCGCCGCCGCGUGGGCGCUGGCGGGCGUGACCUCGAAUCUGCGCUACACCACAAGGGACGAGCUGAAGCAGCUGGUGCCCGUCUCAGAGGGCCUGGGGCGGCCCGCGGCGACGCGCGCGGCGCUGAUCCCUAUCAAGAAGUCCGCAGCCUGGUGGGCGCUUUCUCAGGACGAGCGGCUGUCCAUCAUAUCCACCAGCCAGCACGUGGCCAUAGGCCUCAAGGUUCUGCCCGCCGUGUCGCGCCGCCUGCACCACUGCCGCGACCUCGGGCUGGGCCCCGGGGACGAGGCGCCGCCUUUUGACUUCCUGACGUGGUGA
This is a messenger RNA of Monoraphidium neglectum, 468 nucleotides long. RefSeq lists its product as hypothetical. NCBI's taxonomy places the organism in Eukaryota, Viridiplantae, Chlorophyta, Chlorophyceae, Sphaeropleales, Selenastraceae. The record is from RefSeq and is a predicted model, not a curated record. The coding region runs from base 1 to 468 and encodes 155 amino acids. The transcript is spliced from 2 exons.